AUGCAGGUCAGCAUCUGUGAGGAACACACCGCAUCCGAAGGUUGCACGAAUGAGCAAUGUGACUCCUUGCAUAUUUGCCCCUACUACAUAUAUGACCUUUGCGAAGUUCCUAAAUGCGAAGCCGGGCAUGAUAUCCACACAGAUCACAACCACUUCAUACUCAAUAAACAGUUUUUGGGAAGGAACUACAAUCUGCCCGAUGUGAAGAAGCUCCUGGAACCAGGCAAAUUUGUUCCAGACGUAUGUGAGGAGUACAACCUCAGAAGUGGAUGUGAUCGUCGACAUGAAUGUCUCAAGAUGCAUCUGGAUGUCCUCAAGGAAUGUCCAGUGGAGACAGAGGAUGUAAGAUAUUUGAGGAAGCUAUUCAAACUAGACACAGUUGUUCCAGAUGUAUGCGAGGACUAUAACCUCAGA
This is a messenger RNA of Darwinula stevensoni, 414 nucleotides long. The record is from the annotation of a GenBank genome assembly. Lineage: Eukaryota; Metazoa; Arthropoda; Ostracoda; Podocopida; Darwinulidae.